Xyrauchen texanus (razorback sucker) is the source of this 2667-nucleotide messenger RNA. Its product is annotated as serine/threonine-protein phosphatase PP1-beta catalytic subunit. Gene Ontology annotation, biological process: regulation of circadian rhythm; circadian regulation of gene expression. The transcript has 8 exons. The record is from RefSeq and is a predicted model, not a curated record. NCBI's taxonomy places the organism in Eukaryota, Metazoa, Chordata, Actinopteri, Cypriniformes, Catostomidae. Gene Ontology annotation, cellular component: nucleus; cytoplasm. Bases 30 to 1034 code for a protein of 334 amino acids. Gene Ontology annotation, molecular function: protein serine/threonine phosphatase activity.
CACUUAGCGGUCGCUACUGGAAGCGCUGCAUGAACAACUCGGCAUUGAAGAUGGCGGAGGGGGAAUUGAACGUUGACAGUCUCAUUUCUCGGCUUCUCGAAGUGCGAGGAUGUCGCCCAGGGAAGAUUGUACAAAUGACGGAGGCAGAGGUUCGAGGACUCUGCAUUAAGUCUCGUGAGAUCUUCCUCAGCCAGCCCAUCCUGCUGGAGCUGGAGGCUCCUCUUAAAAUCUGUGGUGACAUCCAUGGGCAGUACACAGAUCUGUUGAGGUUGUUUGAAUAUGGUGGUUUUCCUCCGGAGGCAAACUAUCUCUUCCUGGGUGAUUAUGUGGAUCGAGGAAAACAGUCUUUGGAGACCAUCUGCCUGCUCCUGGCCUACAAGAUUAAAUACCCAGAGAAUUUCUUCCUCCUGCGUGGUAAUCACGAGUGCGCCUCUAUCAACCGUAUCUAUGGCUUUUAUGAUGAGUGCAAACGCAGGUUCAACAUCAAACUCUGGAAGACAUUUACAGACUGCUUCAACUGCCUACCAAUUGCUGCCAUCAUAGAUGAGAAGAUUUUCUGUUGCCAUGGAGGUCUUUCUCCUGAUCUGCAGUCAAUGGAACAGAUACGUCGGAUUAUGCGACCAACUGACGUCCCAGAUACAGGGUUGUUGUGUGAUUUGCUGUGGUCAGACCCUGAUAAGGACGUUCAAGGAUGGGGUGAGAAUGAUCGUGGAGUGUCAUUCACUUUCGGUGCCGAUGUAGUGAGCAAAUUUCUCAACCGCCACGAUCUGGAUCUCAUCUGCAGGGCACACCAGGUGGUUGAAGAUGGUUAUGAGUUCUUUGCAAAGCGGCAGCUUGUCACUCUGUUCUCAGCACCAAACUACUGCGGGGAAUUUGACAACGCAGGUGGAAUGAUGAGCGUGGAUGAGUCACUCAUGUGCUCUUUUCAGAUCCUGAAGCCAUCAGAAAAGAAGGCAAAGUAUCAGUACGGUGGGGUGAACUCAGGGCGACCUGUAACCCCUCCCCGUACAGCCCAAGCCCCUAAGAAGAGGUGAGCUGCCUGCUGCCCAGAAACCACACUCUCCAUCACCCCUCUCUUACCUCAGCAAUUUACCCCUGUCUGAGGCAGCUUUACCCUAACACUCCUCUGAAAUCUGUCCACCUGUCCUGCCAACCUCGUCUCUUCAAAUUUCUUAAAAUUUUUGUACAGAAAUUUUGCUGUGAUCAGUCAAUUACUUCUCUUUUUAUUUGCUCUGCUUAUUUGUUUAUUGGUAUUUUAAUAACAAUAAUAGCAUAAAUCAUAAAAAUAUUGCUUUGGGGAGUUACUUUUAAUGAGCUGCUCCACAAAAACCAUAGUAAAACACACAAACACAAGCAUAUACACACACUCAGUGCUUUCACACACAGAUCUCAGUAGUGUACUCGUAUGUAAGUGUUUUAUUAACCUUCACUUCAGUACUCUUUUAUUUAACAUUAAUGUUGAUUCAAAAAGAAAGAGUGGAGAUUGUAAGUAUUGAAAGUUGUUGUGUAUUUUGCUACCAUCUGAAAUUUCAAGACCAGAGGCUUUCACAUACACAUAUACAGAGACGUAUGUCGGGCCUAGACCUCAGGCUUAGGUCUUGAAGGGAUAGUUUACCCAAAUAUGAUAAUUCUGUCUGUAUUUCCUCAACCUUUUUAUUCCAGAUCUGUAUGAGUUCCUUUCUUCUGUGAAACAACACAAAAGGCAGAAUGUAAGCCUCUGUUGCCUUUCUCUUUCAUUAUGUAGAACAAAAGAUGCAAUUAAGGUGAAAGGUGACUAGCUAACAUCUCCUUUUGUGUUCCAUGGCAGGCAGAAUGUCAUACAGGUUUGGGUGAGUAAGUGAUGAUACAAUUUUCAUUUUGGGUGAACAUUCUCUUUAACUCUGUCUGGGUGCUUGUUCACAGGUCAGUGGAACCUUUAGAUAAAAACAAAAAUCUAUUGUCAAUAAACUAGGUCAGUGUAGAAAAAGCUGGAAAGGGGAUUUUAACUCCGGUACAGUUAAACACGCAUUUGCACAGCUGCAUUUACAAACAGCAUUGCAUGUUCUGUUUUCUUAAUACCUCUGGGAUUUACAUCAAAACUCUAAAGUCAGAUCUCUCAGUUUAACUUGCUGUUUUGAAGUCUUAUCAUAGUCAUAAUUCAGGAGAAAAGUGUCCUAGUAUACCACUUCUUUGUGACAUAUGACCACAUCAGUAAUAACCUAUCUGAAAAGUCACAAUCCACCAUCCAUUUUCUAAUUGGAUAACAAGAAAAGCUGGUUGUGAUUAAAUAUAAAUGGUGCCUCCCACUGGCUCAGUUGUAAAGGAUUGGACUUGUUUUAAGUUCCACACCAUUUAAAAUCUUAAAUCAGAUUUAAAAUUACUCUGUUGGAUAUAAAUAACAGCUAAACUCUGUUACAUAAACCAGUAGCACCUUUGGCAAAUAAAGUUUAACAAUGCCUUUCUGUGUGAGGAAAUAUUUGCUCACAUUGGUAUUAUUCAUCUAUCAUAACUUCACUUUUUUUUUUUUUUUUAAGGUUUUAUUUAUUUGUGUUGCGGUUUACAACUUCUCAAUUUAUUUUCAAAUGUUGGGAAAGCUAUAAAAGUGUUCUAAAAGCAGUGCAUGAGUUUUGUAAAAGUUGGCUUCAAACUUAAUAAAUGGAUGAAACACUCUUCACAUUCUCUGUGUUU